Messenger RNA from Microdochium trichocladiopsis, 1104 nucleotides. RefSeq names its product carboxy-cis,cis-muconate cyclase. The transcript has 3 exons. The record is from RefSeq and is a predicted model, not a curated record. Bases 1 to 1104 code for a protein of 367 amino acids. Gene Ontology annotation, molecular function: protein binding; 6-phosphogluconolactonase activity. NCBI's taxonomy places the organism in Eukaryota, Fungi, Ascomycota, Sordariomycetes, Xylariales, Microdochiaceae.
AUGCCCAUACACCACCUCAUGGUCGGCACCUGGACGCCUCCGGGUGCCAUCUUUACCUUUGCCUUUGACGACGAGAAGCUCACCCUCGAGCUCGUCAAGCGGACCGAGAUCCCCCAGGACGAGCCCAUCUCUUGGAUGACCUUUGACCACAACAAGAAGAACAUCUAUGGCGCGGCCAUGAAGAAGUGGAACAGCUUUGCGGUCAAGAGUCCCACAGAUAUUGUCCAUGAGGCGUCACAUCCCAUGAACCACGACCCACAAGCCAGCCUGGCGACGACCAACACGCGCGCCAUCUUCCUCCUCUCGGCCAAGAAGCCCCCCUACAAUGUCUACUGCAACCCGUUCUACAAGCAUGCGGGCCACGGCGCCGUCUUUGCCGUCUCGGACACGGGCAAGCUCGAGACCAACACGCAAAACUACGAGUACGAGCCCGGCACCGCCAUCCACGGCAUGGUCUUCGACCCGACAGAGACGUACCUGUACUCGGCCGACAUGUACCGGAACAAGAUCUGGGUGCACAAGAAGCGUUCUCCGGGGUCCACGACGGACGGAGACCUCGAGCUCGUGGGCGCGGUCGAGUGUCCUUCGCCCAAGGACCACCCGCGCUGGGUCGCCAUGCACCCGACGGGCAACUACCUGUACGCGCUCAUGGAGUCCGGCAACCGCCUGUGCGAGUAUGUCAUCGACCCGGCCACGCACCUGCCAGUGUACACGCACCACUCCUUCCCCCUGAUCCCGCCGGGCAUCCCCGGAGCGGACAAGGGCUUGUUCAGGAGCGACGUCUGCGCCGUGUCGUUUUCGGGCAAACACCUCUUCGCCUCGGCGCGCUCCAACAGCUUCGACGUGCAAGGCUACGUCACGGCGUUCCGCCUGCGCGAUGUCGGGUCCAUUGAGAAGCAGCUGUUUCUGAACCCGACACCUACGAGCGGCGGGCAUAGUAAUGCCGUCAGCCCGUCGGACUGGACGGACGAGUGGGUUGCCAUCACGGACGACCAAGAGGGCUGGCUCGAGAUCUACCGGUGGAAGGAUGAGUUCCUCGGCAGGGUGGCCAGGGUCAGGGUGCCUGAGCCUGGUUUCGGCAUGAAUGCAAUCUGGUAUGACUAG